GGUCGGCGAAGAUGGUACAUGGGAUCAAGUGCCACAAAUUUUAACCAAAUCGAAUGCUACUUCAUAUCAAGUUACUGGACUCAUACCAUUCACCGUUUAUAGCUUUCGCUUGUUGGCUGUGAACAAAUUGGGUAUCAGUCCACCGUCCAAGGAAUCUUACUACAUUGUUACACUGCGAGAGGCACCAACUGGCAAGCCAAUACCCACCACCGCACACAACACCUCGUCCACGUCCGUGUACAUAUCGUGGAAAGCACCGCCGCCGGAUACCAUACUUGGAGAAUUUCUUGGUUAUCGGAUAACGUAUCGGCCGCGAGAUCGAAAUGAUACCAAGGAGAUUUACAUACGCGACAGCACCGUUGAGAGUCAUGAAAUUACAAAUUUGGAGACCUAUACACAGUACAAAGUAACCGUGCAAGUUUUCAAUCCUGAAGGCUUGGGUCCCGAGACCACCAUACUGGUUAUGACCGAUGAAGGAGUGCCAAGUAAACCACUGAAUUUAACCGUCUUGAAUGUGACAUCGUCCAGCAUAACCAUGUCAUGGUAUCCACCGAAAAAUCAAAAUGGUGCCAUUGCUGGCUAUCACGUCUUUCACAUACAUGAGAAUCAGACUGGUGUAGAAAUUAUGAAGAAUUCACGCAACUCGCUGGAUACCAUCAUCAUAUUUGAGCUGCCAAAUUUAAAGCCUUUCACCGAUUAUCGUGUCAUUGUCCAAGCAUUCACCAUGAAAAACGAAGGCAACCCCUCCGAUCAAAUUGUACAGCGCACCGAUGUAGCCGGACCGAACGCACCGUAUGUGGUUAACCUGACGUGUCACUCGCAGGAUGCUAUCGCCAUACGGUGGCGGCGACCACACGAAUUUUACAACACCAUUGAUUUUUAUAUAAUUAAAACACGCGUGGUGGGCCAGGACUCACACCGAGACAUUCGCAUUAAUGCAUCGGCAAAAGAGUUGGAAACGGCGAUGAUAUUACAAAAUCUAACAACUCAUACAGAAUAUGAAGUCAAAGUUGCAGCUGCGACUUUAAGCAUAAUAAAUCCAAAGAAAAUCGUAUUGGGUAAAUUUUCCGAAACUAGAAAGAUUUCUCUACAUCCCAAUUGUGAAAAGAUUCAACCGCUGUUACGUCAAUCGCACAAUGACUAUAAUUUGGCUGUUUUGGUUGGCAUCAUCUUCAGCUGUUUCGGCAUUGUACUCAUCGUUAUGGCGUUUUUUUUAUGGAGCAGGAAAUGCUUUCAUGCUGCCUACUACUAUUUAGACGAUCCACCACAUCAUCCAAAUUUGCCACAAGUCGACUGGGAAGCACCCGUCGAAGUAGCUGGCGAAAUACGCGCCGCCGUACCAGUCAAUGAGUUCGCCAAACAUGUUGCCUCCUUGCAUGCUGAUGGCGAUAUUGGUUUCAGUCGCGAGUAUGAAGCUAUUCAAAACGAAUCAAUCGAUGAUUUACCCUGCGAACAUUCCCAGCACCCAGAGAAUAAGCGCAAAAAUCGCUAUCUCAAUAUCACAGCCUAUGAUCACAGCCGCGUACAUUUGCAUCCCACACCGGGACAAAAGAAGAACCUCGACUACAUUAAUGCCAAUUUCAUUGAUGGCUAUCAGAAAUCGCGCGCCUUCGUCGGCACGCAAGGUCCACUGCCAGACACCUUCGAUUGCUUCUGGCGCAUGAUUUGGGAGCAACGCGUGUCUAUAAUUGUGAUGAUUACGAAUUUGGUGGAACGCGGUCGACGGAAAUGCGAUAUGUAUUGGCCAAAAGAUGGCGUCGAAACGUAUGGGGUAAUACAAGUGAAAAUGGUCGAUGAGGAAGUAAUGUCCACCUACACAGUGCGCACACUGCAAAUCAAGCACUUGAAGGUAAAACAGCUAAAGAAAAAGAAGCAGUGUCAGACUGAGAAGAUUGUAUAUCAAUAUCACUACACCAAUUGGCCGGAUCAUGGUACACCCGAUCAUCCUCUGCCGGUGUUGGACUUUGUGAAGAAGUCCUCAGCAGCUAAUCCCGACGAUGCGGGCCCCAUUGUGGUGCACUGCAGCGCCGGCGUUGGACGCACAGGCACCUAUAUCGUGCUAGAUGCCAUGCUCAAGCAGAUCCAACAGAAAUUGGUCGUAAACGUAUUCGGUUUCCUACGACACAUACGCAUUCAGCGUAAUUUCCUCGUACAGACCGAGGAGCAGUACAUUUUCAUACACGACGCCUUGGUCGAAGCGAUCGCCUCGGGCGAAACGAAUUUGCGCACCGAACAAAUUGAGGAACUGAAGAACUGCACACCCUAUCUGGAGCAGCAGUACAAGAAUAUUAUACAAUUCCAAACGAAAGACAUACAUAUUGCAUCUGCAAUGAAGCAGGUGAAUUCGGUGAAGAAUCGUGGUGCCAUAUUUCCGAUUGAGAGCAGUCGCGUACACUUGACACCCAAGCCGGGUGAGGAGGGUAGCGACUACAUAAAUGCGUCGUGGUUGCAUGGCUUUCGACGAUUGCGGGACUUUAUUGUCACCCAGCAUCCGAUGUCGCACACCGUGAAAGACUUCUGGCAAAUGGUUUGGGACCAUAAUGCGCAGACCAUUGUGCUGCUGUCGUCGCUGGACGAAAUUAAUUUCGCACAAUUUUGGCCAGAUGACUCGACACCCAUCGAAAGCGAUUACUAUCGCGUCAAAUUCCUACGUAAAACGAACAAAAGCGAUUAUGUUAGUCGUGAUUUUGUCAUUCAAUCGAUACAGGACGAUUACGAGCUAAAUGUGAAAAUGCUACAUUGUCCCAGUUGGCCGGAGAUGUCCAAUCCAAAGAGUAUUUACGAUUUUAUUGUCGACGUGCACGAGCGAUGCGCUGAUUAUCGCAAUGGACCAAUUGUCGUUGUGGAUAGAUACGGCGGUGCCCAAGCAUGCACCUUCUGUGCCAUAUCGUCAUUGGCGAUGGAAAUGGAGUACUGCAACACGGCGAGCAUCUAUCAGUACGCCAAGCUGUAUCACAAUAAACGUCCGGGCGUCUGGACCUCCAGCGAAGAUAUACGUCUGAUCUAUAAUAUACUCUCGUUUUUGCCGCGCAACCUGCAGCUACUCGAACGCACAGCGUUGCGCACCGAAUUCGAGGAUGUGACAACGGCGACACCGGAUCUCUACAGUAAAAUCUGUAGCAAUGGUAAUAUAAAUGCGCAGCAAAAUUGUAAUAAUUUAGUAAAUCACAAUAAUAGUAGUAGCGUAAAUAGUAAUAGUAUUAGUAGUACAAAUGUGGCAAAUGUAAAUGCAAAUUCAAAUGCAAACGCUUGCAACAAUACCAACAACACCACAAACAAUUUGAAUACAAAUAAUACAACAACGACAGCUACUGCUACUUUUGCGAAAACAACAACGACACCACCAACGAUGACACCCAAUUCGAGUGCAAACAAUUUACAAUAUCAGCCACAGUUAUCGCUAGAACAACAACAACAACAACAAUAUGUAUCACAACAAUCACAGUCACAGUCGCUCACAACAGCCCAGUCAGCGCCACCACCACCGCCAUCAAUUCGUUACACACCACCACCACCACCACCACCACCACCAUUAAAUUCACAGACAACAACACCGACAACACCAUCACCAACGUCACCUCAGCUAUCAUCAGCCAUAUUUGCAUCGCCAAAUCAAACAACAGCAACGCUCGAUUUGACCACAAUGACGACAACCACCAACAACACUAACAAUUGUAAUGCUAAUCGAAUUGGUAAUGCUAAUCAAAUUGGAAAUUUCGCUAAUGCUAAUACUACUACUAAUGCUACCAACACUACUGCUACUACCACCACAAAUACCUCAAACAAUCACACUUCUGCAAUACCUCAUUCCACAUCCAACAUCCACAUGAACUCCAAUCCAAUUAACAACUAUGAACCAACAACACCACCACCACCAACCACAACAACAACAACUACACCCAAUUCCAUUUCUGCUAUUUCCACUAAUGGUGAACGGUUUUCUAUUGUAAAUAAUAUGCACCUUCACAACCAACAACAACAACAACAACUACAACUACAACAAUCGCAACUGUCGUCUUUAACUGACGCUAUGGCCGAUCUUUAUGUUUGUGGCGCGAAUGGCAUUAAUUGCUACCAAACACCGCCACCACCACCGCCGGCCUUCGAAAAUGAUGCCACUACGGUUGAAUCCCACCUACGCCACCACCAUCAACUCAUGGAUCCGAUUAAUUCCAACGCUGGCGGCAUUUCGCCCAUCUCUGUCAUCGGCCUGGAUGAUGCGAUUGAUGGCCUGACACCACUACUACCCCCGCCACCGCCACAAUUCCCCGACUCCUAUGCGAAUAAUACUUGCAACAUGGGCGAUGUGACCGCUGCCACACCAUUAACCAAAUCCUCCUCCAAUAAUUCUUUGUCGCCGGCAACCACCACUGCUAACUACAAUGGUAAUGGUAAUGCCAAUAAUAAUGUGCAUGGAAAUGGUAACGGUUUAUUAAAUGCCAAUACUAAUACGAUACCAAUGACAACAACAACAUUGACAACCACUAAAGCAGCGACUGUUACAGAUGCUCAAAGUCUAGAUAUCGUAGGUUAGAAUUAAAAAUUUAAAUUAAAAUUAAAAAAAUUAAAACAAAAUAUAUAUAUAAAUAUUUAAUAGCUGUAGCUAAGUACAUAGUUAUGUAAGUAAAAAGUGAAAUUUAUAAACAUAAAUAGACUAACAAAUGAUUUUUAUCAUAUACAUAUGUACGUACACAACACAAAACAGGAAGAGCAAAGUAUGAAAAAAAAACCGAAUGCUCGCAAAUGCACACUUUUUUUUUAAGAAAAUAUGUGUGGAAAAAGUGGUAAAAUGGUAGUAAUCUAUGUCAGCAAUUACAUUAGGUAGUUGAGCAAGAUUUUGCUAACAAAUAUUUAUUUUACAUAUUUUUAAGAUAUUCUGUUAAUAUUUAAGUGGACUGUAAGUUAUAAGAAUUUUUGUUUUUGCUUUAAAAAAUAAAUAUGUAUUAUGUCGAUAAAAACUAUUUAUUAUAUUUUACUGCUAACACUUAUGUCUACUAUAGAUACUUUCAUUUAUGUAAUAUAAAGGGUAUCCUUCAAUUUUUAAAACGUCUUUACGUCUCCCUAGAAGUUGGUUUGUUUAAUCGAAACAAUUUUGUGAACGCCCAAUUUUUUAAACUGUGUUAUUCACAUAAAUAAAUGUAUGACUUAUUUGUUAUAACAUGUACCAUAUGCUUUACACUUACAUACAAAUAUACAAACGAUAUAAUAUUAAGUUACCACAACAAUUUUGUAUUACCAAUGGAACUACCCUGUAUUUCCGUGCACGUUCAGUCUUAAUCUUAUGAGCACAUGUAUACCAAGAAAAAAUAUAUGGAAACACAAAAAAAAAAAAAAAAGAAUACAAAAAUAUUUAAAUGUUCUAUGUAUGUACAUCACAAGCGCGUUUUAACGCCCAUUCAUUGUAUAGUCAUAAAUCACAAAAUUCACAAAAUCGUAAGAAAACUCAUCUCAUAUGUUAAAUAUAUACAUUAGUACAUACAUAAUUGCAUAAGUGAAAAUACAAAGUAAAAACAGAAUUAUCACAAAAAUGCAAAAGCACCUUAUUGAUUUCUGCGUGUAAAAGUAUGUACAUAUACUCGUAAGUAACUACGAAAUACCUAUAUUUUUUUAGGUCAGUUCUUUUAUCUUUCGUCAACUGAUUUUAGUAGCAUGAAAAUGAAGUCUCGAAGUGUUGCUGGUAUGUGAGAUGUUUUUUUUAUUAAAAAAAAAGCCUUCUUAAAGACGGGAAAAAACAUUUUAACUAGCUAAAUAAAGUCAUAUAUAUUAAGCGCCCGGUUUGAAGAAAAAAGUGAGGUUAUAAGUAAGUUUGAAACGGCAGGUUGUGUAAUAAUGUAGGCUUUUUGCAAACAAUUUAAUUACGAUAAAUUUUGUUUACAUUAGAGCGGGUCGGUACCCAUGCAAAUAAAGUUUGUGAUUACUGUCCGUGGUACUUGGGGAGUAUUCUGGCGUCAUUUAAAAUUUCGUUCGUUACACGUUCCUUCAACAUCCAAAAUCGAGUUUUCUUCAUACAAAUGUAGCUUUUGUAUUUUUGAAACCUAUCCAUUUCUUAGAGAUCAAGGAAAAUUCAUCACUUACUAAAUUUUUUUUUUUAUUUUAUGUUACCUAAAGCUGAUUUUCGACGGGUAGAUGUUAAGAUAUCUAAGAAGGAGGAAAUUUCGGUCGCUAUCAGGGGCGGACCCAAAAAAAAAUAUUUAUUAU
Molecule: messenger RNA, 6198 nt
Organism: Rhagoletis pomonella (apple maggot)
Lineage: Eukaryota; Metazoa; Arthropoda; Insecta; Diptera; Tephritidae
Gene: Ptp99A
Product: tyrosine-protein phosphatase 99A
Biological process (GO): protein dephosphorylation
Molecular function (GO): protein tyrosine phosphatase activity; protein binding
Source: RefSeq, a predicted model, not a curated record